UCUCUCACUUGCAGAGUUCCACUUUGAGCGGCGAGCGCUCUCUCUACCUCUCGAGCUCUCUCAGGACUUAAAGUUCAGACCACAUUCCAGUAACAGUGUCCACAAAUGGGUGGCUCAGAAAAACAUGCCAAGAGCAACCAAAAUCCCCAGUCCAAGAAACUCAAUAACGACAAUGAUGAAGAGAACCACCACCUCCCAGAGACAACAGAACCUGAUUCUGAAUUGGUUCAAGCUGAAUAUUAUCCUACUCCAAGAAAAUGUGACCAAAACCCUGAACUGGGCCAAACUUCAUCAUAUGGUGAUUCAAGCAAGAAUAACGAUACCAGUAAUGUUAAUCUGAAACCGUCUGUGAGUACGGAUUUUGACAUGAAAAACUUGAAAUAUUACUCUGAGCAACAGUUGGAAGAAUUGCUUCAAAAGAAACUCGAAAUGAUUUAUAAUGAAGCUUAUGUGAGGUUAAUAUGUCAUGGCUAUUCACAUGAUGUUGUGCUGAAGGCGAUCUUGACAAAUGGACACGGGUUUGGUGACAUGGAUAUUUUGACAAACAUUGUGCAAAAUUCGCUUAAUUAUAUCAAAACUGGUUUUGUACUUGAUGAUGGAACUUAUAUACAAGGCCAACAGGUUUUUGGGGAUAUGAAGAUGUUGGUUAAAAAUUCGCUUGCGGUCAUGAUUUACUUGCUUCGCCAAGUUCGGCCCAACUUGAUCAAAAGAGAUGCCAUGCGGUGUCUCCUCAUGAGCAAUUUUCAUUUGGGGGUAUCCAGUACCAUAAAAGUACCAUUUUCGACAAAUGAGUGUGAGGAUCAGGUGGCUGAGGAUGACAGUUUAGUUAAUGCAUCUAUCGAGGUUUGUGAAGUUCAAAGUGAUCAGUUUUCUGGUGAUGGCCAGUCCGAUGAUUUAAGCAAAAAUGGUCCGUCAGAGGACCUUGGUUUUUGGUUAGAUAGAAAGUUUAAUGUUGUUAAGAGCUUAAAGCAUACACCAUCGUUGGAAGCUAUGUUGAAAAUGAACAUUGAAACUUUUGCAGCUGCUUGCCGUGCUACAGUUAAGAUGUCUCCAAAAAUGCAGGCCACAGAGACCUCCUUGCCAAGGAAAAAAUCAACUGAACCACUUGAAUGGGAGGACUCUUGUAUGGUUAACUUAAUUUUGGGUGGAUUUGGUGAUUUAAGGCUAAAUGAGCAGUCAGAGAGUGAAUCCCUCGAUCCUAAGAUUGAAAUCAUCUCAAGUUUAGUCCAGAAUAUUAAAGAUAUCAAGCAACAGGUGAAGGACCGAAAGGAGUGGGCUCAGAAGAAAGUGGUUCAAGCUGCUAAAAAGCUCAGCCAUGAUCUUUCAGAGAUCAAGAUGUUGAGAGUAGAGAAUGGAGGAGAACGGCAAGCAAAGAAUGACGAAGUGGAAGUUAAUAAGGAGGCCUUAAAGAAGCUUAUGCAACUGGAGAAUGCUCUGAGGAGGGCUGGUUGUCAAGCAGACCUUGCAAAACUAGCUAACAGAAAUAUUUCAGCAAAAAAUGCAGAAAUCAGAGCAGAGGUUGAGGCUUUUAAGUUGAGUGCAUCGGAGUCAGAUAAAAUGUGCAUGGAGGUUGGGAGGAGGGAAAAUAAGUGCUUGAAGAAAAUCUUGGCCUUGGAGAAACAGAACAACAAAUACCGGGAGGAGAUUGAAGAGGAGAAAAAGAAGUCCUCGCAUUUACAUCAGCAGUUGUUCGACCUCAAAAAGGCUCAGGAGGAAACUGAGGUGAUGUGGCGGCAGGAAGUAGAAGCUAAAGAGCUUGCCAUAGCCCAUGUGCAGGAAGAACAGAGAUUAAAGAAAGAAGUGGAGGUCGACAUAAAAAGAAAGCAUGGUGCCUUGCGGCAAAAGAUGGACCUAGAUUAUCAGCGUUGUAAAGAUGACAAGCUGCGACUUGAGCAGGAAAUAUCCUCUCUCCAAUUAUCUUUAGAUUCCAGCAAUCCAAAUCAUCUACAAGAUGUUUCUGCAAGACCUGAGGAAGAUACAGUUGGGGUGAUGCUUCCUGAUUUAAGUGAACUGCUAGAUUUUUCUGAGGAAGAAAUCGUCCAUGAUCGAAUAUGCUUGAUCUGUAUGGAAAAUGAAGUUUCUGUUGUUUUCCUGCCAUGUGCCCAUCAAGUUCUAUGUGCCAAUUGCACCGAGGAUCACUGCAAGAAUGCAGAAGCUAAGUGUCCAUGUUGCCAGGGCCCAAUUGCACAGAUAAUCCGUGUUUAUGGUACAAGCUUAUAGAUUCAGAUCAACAUAUUUCCUUGACUGGAACUCAAAAGACAAUAGUAAUAACCAAAAGGAAAAUGUGUGGACGGUGUCGCAAAUUAACGGUACAUCUUCCAGACUUCCAGUGGCAUAACAUUCAAGCAAUAAAAAUGUAAAAUGUGGGAGUAGUCCCUAUGUUUUGCUUCUUUCUAGCCUAGUUAUCCUGUUCUGUGCAAUGACUAUUAGCUCGUCUAGAGCCCGGUUUGAAUACAAGAAGUGUUUCAUUUUA
Molecule: messenger RNA, 2473 nt
Organism: Juglans regia (Persian walnut)
Lineage: Eukaryota; Viridiplantae; Streptophyta; Magnoliopsida; Fagales; Juglandaceae
Product: MND1-interacting protein 1-like
Exons: 4
Coding region: 106-2220 (704 amino acids)
Source: RefSeq, a predicted model, not a curated record